Molecule: messenger RNA, 2118 nt
Organism: Dermatophagoides farinae (American house dust mite)
Lineage: Eukaryota; Metazoa; Arthropoda; Arachnida; Sarcoptiformes; Pyroglyphidae
Gene: OstDelta
Product: oligosaccharide transferase delta subunit
Biological process (GO): protein N-linked glycosylation
Cellular component (GO): oligosaccharyltransferase complex; membrane
Source: RefSeq, a predicted model, not a curated record
AAUUAUUUCGGAAAAUCUAUUUUUUUUUCAGUAUUGUUGUGGACUAUUUACCGGCGAGGAUUCAUUGAAAGAGAAAAAAAAACGAUCGUCAUCGACGGUUAUUGAAAACAAUGUCAUUCCGACAAUUUAUAUUCAUCCUAUUAUUAGUUGGUCAUUUGUUUAUAUUGAUCUUGGCCAAUGGUAACCAUGAACCAACAAUCAGUCUAACGGAUGGUGAUAAAUUACGACUACGAAAAAUUAUCGAAUUAAAAACACCAUUAUCGGCAAAUACAUUGGCCAAUAUUUACUACAAUAUUAAUCUCAAAUUUCAUCUAGAUAAAUCGGUAUCUGAAUCGCAGAAAAUAUGUGAUCAUAUCAAAAAAGAUUCCGGUGAAACAAUCGAAUCGAUUUAUUAUCAAACAUCGAUCGCCAAACUGCUUACCGGUUGUCAAUUGGAUACGACAAAAUUGGCCACAAAAUUACAAUCAUUGAUUAAAAAUGAUUUGACCGUUAUGGAUGUUUAUCGUGCUGGAUUAGCAUUGGCAAAUAUGGGCAAACCAUUAGAUUCAACGAAAUUUCCUCGAUUAUUAAUUGAAGCCUUGAAACGUGAAGAUACAUUAUUGAAUACUGGAUUAGCAUUUCAAUUGGCAUCGAAAUUUGCUAAACCACAGGAUCAGAAUCAAUUCGUUGAGAAGAUGGCCGAUGUUAUUGUACAAGCGGAUGAAGUGAAUGGAAAAUAUCUUCAAUUCGAAGGUGGUUUAGGUGUUUCAUCGGCUGUCAUUCGUGGUGUCUAUCAAUUGGCCACCGCUGUCAAUAAAUCCGUUGGUAUAACUGCAGCUCAGGCAAUGAAAUUUGUAAACUAUUUCCUAUCACGUAAAUAUGUUCUCACACCGAAAGGUGCAUCCGAAGUGAUCGAAACAUUGGCAUUAUUCACCAAUAAUAAAUAUCACAUUCCAUAUAUGAUUACCAAAUUUGGAUCAUCCUCUUUAUCGGCAAAUGAUAAUCCUGUACUGACAUUGAAAAUAACAAAUGUUCUUGGUGAAUCUGUUGGUCCGGUAACCGUUACCGGUGCAUCAUUGUCAUUGAAUAAAGAUAAAAACAAUGCAAUAAUGAAGAAUAUUCAAUUCAAAUCAGUCGAAGGUGAUAGUACAUUGUUUGCAUAUGAUUUUUUCAAAGAUAAAAGUACAUUAUCAUUGGCAUCUGGUUUCUAUACGUUAACUGUGAAUGUUUCACCACAAAAAUCUGAUUCAAGAAUUCUUGGCAAUACCGGCAUUACAAUCGGUUUAAGUGUAUUGACACAGAUUAAAAUUGAUGAUGCUGAAUUGACCAUAACGGAUGCUGAUGUUGGUACGAAAACUUUUGGUCUCAUUUAUCCAACAUCAUUGGAUCAAUUGAUCGAUGUUGAUUAUCUGCAACGUAUUCAAUUGAAAUUUCAGAUAAAAGAUUCCCAAAACGAUAAAACUGUCCGUGUACAUCAGUCAUUUGUUCGAUUCUAUCAUAUGGAUACUAAACAAGAAAUAACUUUUGUUUCGGAAUUGGAUUCAACUGGUUUUCAUAAAGUCGAUCUAAAUCUUCCAGCACGUUCAAAAGAUUUUAAUGAACUUUCGGGUAAAUAUCAAUUGGAUCUAUAUAUUGGUGAUCCAUUGAUUAUUGAAGCUACAAGCUGGAAAAUUGGUAUGAUUAAUCUACAAUUUGGUUCAUCAUCAUCAUCAACAAAUGGACUGGCUACCACUAUGCAUCGUAAAGAAUAUUCACCGAAACCAGAAAUUAAACAUAUAUUCCGUGAACAAGAUAAACGUCCACAUGCAAUGGUAUCGAAUUUUUUCACAAUAUUAGCAUUAUUACCAUUGCUUGGUUUGUUUGUUGCUUGGUUCAAAAUUGGUAUCAAUUUAUCGGAUUUUCAAUUUUCAUUAUCGGCAUUAUUAUUCCAUGGCAGUGUUGCAGCCAUAUUUUUACUAUAUGUUUGUUUCUUUCUCAAAUUGAACAUGUUUCAAACUAUCAAAUAUUUGGCUGGUUUAAGUGCCAUUGCCUAUCUAAGUGGACAUUCAUUAUUGUCAAGAUUGAUUCGAAGUAAAAAAUGAAUGGAAAUUUUUUAAAAAAUAUAAAUAUUAAACGUAAAUAAAAAAAAAUUAUACUACA